AUUCAGUCAGACAACAAGCCUCUUAUCUGAGAAGUGAAUCUAUAAGUAUACGAGACUGCCGUGAGAUGAUAGUUGCGAGAACAGCUUUACGAGCUCUGCUUGUCUGCGGCGGAGGAAACUGUAACAUGUUCGUGAGUUCUGUUUCCGCCGCCUCCGUUAUGAAAAGUCCGUAUGAGAUAACAAAACCGACGCAAAUUCAUGAUUGGUGCGGCGGUUUUGGUGAUUUUAAGAUCGGUCCUAAGCAUGUGCAAGGAAAUAACAAUUUGAGGUGGAGGAGGAUGAGUUCUGCAUCGGCGAUGGAGAAUAAAGAUGAAAAUUCGACGGUGAAGAAGGAUCAAAACGGCGGUGGAUCGGUGGCGGUUCGGAGUUAUUGGGGAAUAGAGACAGCAAAGAUGAAAAUUACGCGGAGAGAUGGAUCGGAUUGGCCUUGGAACUGUUUUAUGAUCCUUCACGUUCUAAUGUUUUACAUUUGUUUUUUCCUUAAUGUUAACUAUAUGUUUGGUCAGCAGAGACGAUAUGGAUGCAGGGCAAUGAUGCUCGAGACAGUAGCUGCAGUACCAGGAAUGGUUGGAGGAAUGCUUCUCCACCUAAAAUCAAUCCGAAAAUUCGAACAUAGUGGCGGUUGGAUCAAAGCAUUACUUGAAGAAGCAGAGAACGAGAGGAUGCAUCUAAUGACGAUGAUGGAGUUAGUCAAACCCAAAUGGUACGAGCGUCUUCUAGUGAUGCUUGUUCAAGGAAUAUUCUUCAACUCUUUUCUCGUUUGUUACGUGAUGUCGCCGCGGUUAGCUCAUCGGGUCGUUGGAUAUUUAGAAGAAGAAGCUAUACAUUCUUACACCGAGUUUCUUAAAGAUAUCGACGAUGGGAAGAUCGCGAAUGUUGCCGCUCCCGUGAUUGCUAUUGAUUAUUGGAGAUUGCCUAAAGAUGCUACGUUGAAAGAUGUUGUCACAGUGAUUCGUGCUGAUGAAGCUCAUCAUCGAGAUGUCAACCAUUUUGCUUCUGACAUUCGCAAUCAAGGAAAAGAGUUGCGAGAAGCAGCAGCUCCGAUUGGUUACCACUAACCAAUAUCAAAGAGUCUUCUAUUUACUUGGAGUUUACUUAUGAUUUUGGAUAUGAAUUUGUUUGAAUGUACUAAAGCAAGUUUUAAAGGUGUUAGAAUUGUUUAGGUAAAGAUGUUUCAGAUUAUAAAAUUGUGUCUCAACC
This is a messenger RNA of Arabidopsis arenosa, 1200 nucleotides long. Lineage: Eukaryota; Viridiplantae; Streptophyta; Magnoliopsida; Brassicales; Brassicaceae. The record is from the annotation of a GenBank genome assembly.